CCUCCAGAGCAGACGAGACGAGACGGCCGUCGCCUUCCUAGAGCGGUGGAUCGCUACUUCCGGCUCUGCUGCAGCCAUUUUGCCGUGAGACAGCAGGGAGCUGGGCUGGUGCGAUGUUUUCCACGGCUGGUUACGCGGACUUCAGGCCCGGGAUGGGCUACGAGCUCGGCGCGCCCGUGCAGCACCGCUUCUCUCCCUACACCUUUAACGGAGGGACUGUGUUGGCCAUCGCUGGAGAAGACUUUUCUGUUGUCGCCUCUGACACACGACUGAGUGAAGGUUAUGCAAUUCACUGCCGGGACAGUCCAAAGUGCUACAAACUAACAGAACAAACGGUCAUUGGAUGCACUGGUUUCCAUGGUGACUGCCUUACCCUUACUAAAAUUAUUGAAGCAAGAUUAAAGAUGUACAAGCAUUCCAAUAACAAGACCAUGACUACUGGAGCUAUUGCAGCAAUGCUGUCUACAAUUCUGUAUUCUCGACGUUUCUUUCCUUACUACGUUUACAACAUAAUUGGUGGACUUGAUGAAGAAGGGAAGGGAGCAGUAUAUAGCUUUGAUCCAGUAGGCUCAUACCAGAGAGAUUCUUUCAAAGCAGGUGGAUCAGCAAGUGCCAUGCUGCAACCCUUGCUUGAUAACCAGAUUGGCUUCAAGAACAUGCAAAAUGUAGAACAUGUACCUCUGACCCUGGAGAAGGCUUUGCAGCUGGUUAAAGAUGUCUUUAUUUCUGCUGCUGAGAGAGACGUGUACACUGGGGAUGCAGUUAAGAUUUGCAUUGUCACAAAAGAAGGAAUCAAAGAGGAAACUGUCCAAUUACGAAAAGACUAAUUCAGUUCACUUACAAACACAUAAUCUAUGUUGUACAAUUUACCUGUAUGAUGAAGACAUUUGUCUUAUUAAACUUUUUCAUGAAGUCCA
Molecule: messenger RNA, 917 nt
Organism: Tauraco erythrolophus (red-crested turaco)
Lineage: Eukaryota; Metazoa; Chordata; Aves; Musophagiformes; Musophagidae
Gene: PSMB1
Product: proteasome 20S subunit beta 1
Cellular component (GO): nucleus; cytoplasm; proteasome core complex
Source: RefSeq, a predicted model, not a curated record